AUGAGCAAGAAUUAUUGGUAUUUUAUCGCAGCACAUAACAACGCAGUUCCGUCACCUCCUCCACAAGAGGUAGUGAAACCGUCGGUACACACGGAACGUCUCGCAAAGGUGAAAAGCUUUCAUGGAAGCGGAGAUGAAAAGCUUGCGUUCUGGCAGCGAAAAAAAAACAUCGCUAUCAUGAUGGCUCAACUUCGUGAUGACCAUAGUCUAAUGGUCGUCGCCAUGUCGCAUUUGAAUACCCGUGCGAAGGAAUGGGCGAUGGCAUGGGAAGUCAACCGCCCUGGCUACUUUGCCACAUGGGCAAGAGUUGAAGAAGGCAAUGAAAUCGAUAUUCCUUCCACCGAAUAUGGCAUCACGACAACGGUCAAAGUUUUUGUCAUGCCGUCAAGACGGCGGCACAUUGUACGACUAUUUUCAGAAGCUCCGUUAACUGCGUGUGAGUAUGGCUAG
This is a messenger RNA of Plasmopara halstedii, 450 nucleotides long. RefSeq lists its product as uncharacterized. The record is from RefSeq and is a predicted model, not a curated record. Lineage: Eukaryota; Oomycota; Peronosporomycetes; Peronosporales; Peronosporaceae. The transcript has a single exon. Bases 1 to 450 code for a protein of 149 amino acids.